AAAAUCUGUUUUUGACAUGGAGUUUACCAGGUGCUACCUUCCAAUGGAGUGGGAAGAGCGAUGGAGGAAAGAGAAAGAGAGGAGAAAAAGAGUUAUUGAAGAAGGUGGAGAAGGAUUAGAACAAGACAACCGUGAGCUGAGGCAGAUUGUUGCUUACAAUGACUCUAGGAUGGGCCUGGCAUGUCAAAGGGAUAGGACUGAAGAGUGUGAGGUGAGAAAGACUCAAACUAAUAAUGAAGCUACCGGUGGACAUAUUAGUGAUGAGGCAUUUGAGGAUUUAGGACAUCAUGUCCAUACUUACUCAAGCAUAACCUUUUCUAAGGACAUUUUUAUGUCUCUGAAAGAACUGCAGAAUUCCUCACUUCUUACAGACCUGACUCUGACUACUGAGGAUGGCGGAAGCUUCAGUGUGCACUCCCUUAUCCUGGCUGCUGUCAGUGCCUUCAUUUUAGAAAGACUAAAGGAAAAAAAUAUGGGACAGUCAUACAACACUCAAGGGAAAGUCAAAAUGUGGUCAGUACACAUGGGUCCAGAACUUGACCAAGUUGGGCUUCAGGCAGUUCUUGAGUUUGCUUAUAGUGGGGAUGUAUCAAUUUUAAACAAAGACACAAUGACUCAGAUCAAGACGGCAGCUCAAGUACUGGAGGUCCCAUUGCUGAUGGAUCUCUGCAACAACACGGACACAAAGAAAGAAGAUAAAUGUCCAAAAAAAGAGCAAGGAGCAAUCUCUGCAGAAGUACAUCUGAAGAAUACUCUUCUGUCCAUUCAAAGGUUGUGGGAAGACAAAAUUGGAUGUGAUGUAAUUUUGGAUGUGUCUGGAUUUUUUUUCCAUGUACACAGAAUUAUCCUGGCAGCAAGCAGUGAUUACUUCCAUGGGAUGUUUACCUGUGGAAUGAGGGAAAGCCACCAGACCUGCAUCACCCUUCCUUUUAUUCCCAUUUGUGAAUUAGAGGCACUAAUUCAUUGGUCCUACAGCGGGACCCUUCUUCUAAGCUGGGACUCUGUUUUUGAAAUAACCUGCACUGCCCUCCAGCUUCAGUUUCAACCUGCUUUCUUGAUUUGCCUGAAAUUCAUGCAAGAAAAACUACAGGUGAACUCAUGCCUGGACGUGGCGUCUUUCGCUGAAGCAUAUGGCUUGUCAGAGCUCCUGGAGGAAGCCAAUGACUUUGUACUGAGGAACUUCAGGGAAGUAUCAGCAACUGCAAAGUUCCAAGACCUUUCAGCAGAGAAGCUCUUAAACUUACUUUGCUGCGAUGGUUUGUGUGUGCCUUCAGAGUUGACUGUAUUUAGAGCUGUAAUCUCAUGGAUUCAGGCAGAUCCUAAGGAGAGGUUUGCCCAGGCUGCUGCACUAAUGAGUGGAGUUCGUUUCCCACUCAUGACUUUUCGAGAGUUCAGGGAGGUCAGAGAAAUUAAUCUGCGCAUGGAGUGCUUUGCAGACAAAGAAGUGGAACUCUAUGGGUCUGCUCUCAAGGAAUUUGGUUUCAGUCUCCCAAAGUCUGAUGAUUAUUGUCGGAUCAGGCGACCCAAAGAUGUUCUUUGUGUGGUUGGAGGAGACCAGCAAGAUCCAGAUGUGGGUAAACGUAUAACAAGCCAGGAUAUUUGGUUUGCUAACUCUUUACGCAAUGGGACAGGUUUGGUGAAGGAGAUAGAAUGGAGGAGACUAUGUGAAAUUCCAGACAAGCCAAAGUUCAGACAUGGUGUGGCAGUAAUAGAUGGGAGGUUGUUUGUUGCUGGUGGAUGUUACUUUUAUGCCAAGGAUAAUAUAAUGAAAUCUGCCUACAGUUAUGACCCAGUGACGGACAGCUGGAAAAGGCUGGCUGACAUGCAGGAACCAAGAAGUAACUUCUCAUUGGUGGUACAUGAGAACCACCUUUAUGCCAUUGGUGGAGACAAGGAGAUCAACACCAACACAGAUAGUGUUGAGAUGUAUAAAUCCGACAGUGACUCCUGGAGCUUCGUCCACCCUCUGGACCAGGAUCUCAGUGGCUAUGGAGUCUCUACCAUAAAUGGAGGCAUUUUUAUCUCUGGAGGUUUUAACUGUAAAUAUGUGUGUCUGGUUUCUAUGUUCCUUUACCACCCAGAGAGAGGAAGCGUCUACCUGGCAAACAUGUCCUAUGACAGAGCCCAACAUUGCAUGGAAGCAUUGCGAGGAUGUCUUUUUGUUGCUGGUGGGGUGUGUAACUUGAGAAAGUUCUACGCUGAUCAACUAGCCUGUGAGGUGUAUGAUCCAGUCACUGACACUUGGACUGAUUUUGCAUCGCUGCCACUAGCCCAUGUUGGUGCUGCCUCAGCUGUCCUGGAGAAGAAGAUCUACGUUCUAGGAGGAUACUGUCAGGAUGAUUACAGCGAGUCAGGACUGGUCCAUCGCUUUGAUCCCAGCUUGCAGCGUUGGGAGAACAUGGGCAAACUACCAGGGGCUGUUACUGACAUUAAGGCCUGUCUUCUUCACUUGCCCCAGCAUUUUAGACACUAACCAGUUGGUCAGAAUCACAGAGCCUUACAAAAAUCCAAUCUGACAGUCUGACUCACACAUACAGUGGCUAGCAAUAGUAUUUAGACCCCUUUAACUUGUAUUUUGCUUAGAUUUAAUUGAUAGACCAAUAAAAAUAAUGCAGAACUGUGAAGUGAAACAAAAAUGAUAUAUGUGUAUUAACAUUUAUUAUAAAUAAUUGUAAUAAGUAGUGUAUGCAUGUCUUCAGCCUAACCUAACCCACCUUUUCACUACCAAUACAGCUGUAUUUUUUUUGCUGUACUGCAUGUCUUUAUGAGCUUUGCACAUUUGGAAAGUGAUAUUUUGUUCCAUUUUUCUUUGCAAAAAAAGUCUACCAGGUUCUCUUCCAGGAUCAUCUUGUGUGUAGCUCUGCCAAUCUCCCCAUCAAAUCUGAUCAGCUUUCCUGCUGAAGAAAAGCAUCCCCAAAGCAUGAUGCUGCCCUCAUCACAUUUUAUUUUGAUCUGCUUUGUUAGUUUUCCAACCAAACUACACUUCAAAAGCUGACAGCCCCGUGGGUUAAAUCAACUUAUUUUAUCACUUGAACUCCACUUGUUAAAACAGGAUAAACAUUAAUGCAAUUUCCAAUGUUUACAUUAUACAUUAGUUGCAAAUCAUCCUUGUUGUUCUUGUCAGAGUUGAGACUAUGCAAAUCUGAAAGUCCACUGAACUCAUAGUUUUAAUGCAGUCUUUGAACUUUAAUUUCUAAGUUAAGAGUUAUGUUUUUUCAUUUGUUUUUUGCAUUUCUUUUUGCAUAUAGGCCAAAUAGUUACAUUUUGAUCCAAUGUAAUUUCUAAGUUAAGAGUUAUGUUUUUUCAUUUGUUUUUUGCAUUUCUUUUUGCAUAUAGGCCAAAUAGUUACAUUUUGAUCCAAUGUAAUCAGCGCAUUUUCUCCCACAUGUUUUCUGUAUUUCCUAUAUGACUCGUGCUGAACCACAAACUUCUUCUGGCUUUCUUUCAACAAAGCCUUUAUUCUUCCUAGUUUUCUAUAAAGGCCAGAUUUGUUGAGUGCAUGACAAACAUGACCUGUUAACAAAUGUUCCCACUUGAGAUGUGGAUCUUUGAAGCUCCUCCAGAGUAACCAUUGGCCGCUCGCUUUUUCUCUGAUAAAUGCACUCCCUGCUUGCAUGUUAGGUGGAUGUUCCUGCGUUGGUAGUUUUGCAGUCGUAGUCUUUUAAUUUUUCAGAUGAUGGGUUAAAUAGAGUUCUGUGAGAUGUUCAAAGCUUCUGAUAUUGUUUGAAGACUUCACUAUGCUUUAAACUUCCCCACAACCUU
Messenger RNA from Girardinichthys multiradiatus, 3762 nucleotides. RefSeq names its product kelch-like protein 33. The record is from RefSeq and is a predicted model, not a curated record. The coding region runs from base 17 to 2473 and encodes 818 amino acids. The transcript is spliced from 4 exons. Gene Ontology annotation, molecular function: protein binding. Lineage: Eukaryota; Metazoa; Chordata; Actinopteri; Cyprinodontiformes; Goodeidae.